AGGCUCGAGAAACUGCAGACGGGUCGUGCAUCCGGCCUCGCGUGUCUGCCAAGAUGACUGCUCAUUUGAAGAAGAAUCGCAAGAUGCACGCACAUCGAAAGAGAGGUCAUGGCCGAAUCGGAAAGCACCGCAAGCAUCCUGGCGGUUGCGGUAACUCAGGUGGUCAGCACCACCACCGUAUCAACUUCGAUAAGUACCAUCCGGGCUACUUUGGAAAGGUUGGCAUGCGGAACUUCCAUCUCAUCAAGCAUGGCAAGGUCAUCCCCACCAUCAACGUGGAGCGCUUGUGGUCGCUGGUGUCAGAGCGGACGCGCGAAUAUUACAAGGACAAGACCGACAAGGCCCCAGUGAUUGAUGUGAUGAAGGCCGGUUACAUGAAGGUGCUGGGCAAGGGCCAGCUGCCGGAACAGCCUGUCAUCGUGAAGGCGCGCUACUUUACCAAGGAGGCAGAAGAAAAGAUCAAAGCUGCAGGUGGCGUGUGUGUUCUUUGCGCCUAAGCCCCAAGAGGAUGCUACGAAAACAAGUCACGAGCCUGUGCUGCGGAAA
This is a messenger RNA of Effrenium voratum, 546 nucleotides long. The record is from the annotation of a GenBank genome assembly. NCBI's taxonomy places the organism in Eukaryota, Dinophyceae, Suessiales, Symbiodiniaceae.